UUUGUAAAUAUUGUAUAUUAUAUUUUUAAUUUAUCAUGCCGUGGACUAUUGUAUGCUUUGAAGAGGAAAACUGCGUCGAAAUAGUGCCUGAUUAUUGGUUUAAAAAUGGUUGUUGUGCGUGGCCAAAAAAGAGUAUAAAAAAUUAUAAAAAAUUUGUUGAUCGCCGAACCUAAUGAAAUAGAUUUUGACUAUUCAAGGCAAGGUCCAUGUCUCACAAUAUUGUUAGUUUACAUGAAGCACGGGCAAAACUAAAAAUUGCUGAAGAAACAUCAGAAUUAUCUACUUUUGAAAAUGAAAAGUCAACUCGAAGUGAACGGCACCGUCAACCUGAUUACUCUUAUAACAUUAAACAUAAAGAAAAAACUAAGAUGCCAAAGCAGUCAAGAAAUAGAAAUUUUAAUGAUUCUGAAGGAAUUUCUAUUGAAGAUCCUCCUGUACUCAACAGUAGUGAUGGUGAUGUAGUAGAUGAUGAUAAUGUAUUAAAUUCUCCAUCAGGGAAAUGGAAUGUACCUAAAAUAGAUAAUAAUACCAUGAUAGUUGGAACCAGUAAAAAAAGACUUGAUUUUUCUGAUACACAUACACCCAGUAUAUCCAAAUCAUCAAUUAAUAAAUCACCAAAUUAUUCCCCAAGUCUAAGAAAACUAAAAAAAGUUCCAUCUAACUCAACAUCAGACUUUGAAAUUAUUACAAAUGAAGAGAGACGAGACGGAAACUCCAAAUCACUAUUAUCUUUGCCUAAUAGUAAUAGUAAAAAAAUUAGAAAUAACGGAUACUUUGAAUCACAUUUGUCAUCUCUCACAAGUGACAAUAAUAUGAAUAAAAAUGACUCAAAUUCUGAAACAGGAAACAAUUACUCGACACUUAUAGGUAGAAAAGAUGUUUUUGAUAUCCAACAAAAAAUGAAAAUAAGUUUAUUGGAACCAAUUGUGAGUUUACUUACUAGUUUUACCAAAGAAACAAUUAAAGAAACAAUUUUAUUAGCAACUUUUCAAACAAUUAGUUGGUUAGUUGAAAAUCACUUAUUUGAAAACAUUCAACAAUUUACUGUUAAUGAAGAGAUUGACUUAGUAUCUAACUUAGGUAAAACUAUGUAUAAUAACCAAAUUACUAAGGGUGUAUUAUUGCCAAUAAAUUUUCAGUUUAAAAAAUUCUUUGAACAUGAUAACAACUUAGAUAAAACUUUAACAAUCUAUGAACAAUUGACAAAGAACACAAAUAAUGAAACAGAAAUAAAACAUUAUGUACAGGGAAAAUUGUGGCAAGAAAAUACUUUACCCUACCGGGUAAAUGGUAUCAACAUAACAACUACAAAUGGUGUCAAAAAAGUUCAUUUUAUUUUAGGACUGUUUAUUGGUGACAAUUUAGGAAUAAACGCUAUCAGUGAAUUUAGCAGAUCAUUUUCUUCCAAUUUCUUUUGUAGGUUUUGUAAAGCUCAUAAAACUGUAACGCAUAAACUAUGCAAAGAAAAUAAUUCACUACUUCGUAAUUUAGUCAACUAUGCUGAAGAUGUUGCAAUUAAUGAUUUAAA
Myzus persicae (green peach aphid) is the source of this 1528-nucleotide messenger RNA. RefSeq lists its product as uncharacterized. The annotation marks the transcript as partial. The record is from RefSeq and is a predicted model, not a curated record. The transcript has 8 exons. NCBI's taxonomy places the organism in Eukaryota, Metazoa, Arthropoda, Insecta, Hemiptera, Aphididae.